Molecule: messenger RNA, 604 nt
Organism: Crotalus tigris (Tiger rattlesnake)
Lineage: Eukaryota; Metazoa; Chordata; Lepidosauria; Squamata; Viperidae
Gene: HINT2
Product: histidine triad nucleotide binding protein 2
Exons: 5
Coding region: 72-542 (156 amino acids)
Cellular component (GO): mitochondrion; cytoplasm
Molecular function (GO): hydrolase activity
Source: RefSeq, a predicted model, not a curated record
UUUGUCCUGCCGCCAGGUGGGAAGGCGCGGGAGUGCGCUUGCGCUUGGCAGAGGGGGCGGCGCUAGUAGGCAUGGCGGUGGUGGUGGCAGCCGCGAGGAAAGCGCUGCUGGCUCGUGCCUGGGGGCGCCCCGGGCAGAGGAGCCUGGUGGCACGCGGGCCGGACGAGGAAGUGGAGCGGGCGCAGUGCGCGGCCGAGCAGCCCGGCCCCACCGUCUUCAGCCGGAUCCUGGACGGUUCCAUCGCGGCGCACUUGCUCUAUGAGGACGACCAGUGCAUGGCCUUUCGGGACGUGUCGCCGCAAGCUCCGGUGCACUUCCUGGUGAUCCCGCGCCGCCCCCUCGCGCGCCUCAGCCGGGUGGCCGCGAGCGACGCCCAGCUCCUGGGACACUUGCUGGUGGUGGCCAGCCAGACAGCCAAGGCAGAGGGCCUCUCGGAUGGCUAUCGAGUGGUCAUCAACGAGGGCAAGCAUGGGGCGCAGUCCGUCUAUCAUCUCCACCUCCACGUGCUGGGGGGGCGCCAGAUGGGCUGGCCACCCGGCUGAGUAAAGCUGCCCUGGACAGAAGCUGUUCUCAAUAAAGGCCUGCGCUGGACGGGCUGCAGGGA